Messenger RNA from Sphaerodactylus townsendi, 1259 nucleotides. RefSeq names its product deoxyuridine triphosphatase (gene DUT). Gene Ontology annotation, biological process: dUTP catabolic process; dUMP biosynthetic process. Gene Ontology annotation, molecular function: dUTP diphosphatase activity; magnesium ion binding. The record is from RefSeq and is a predicted model, not a curated record. Lineage: Eukaryota; Metazoa; Chordata; Lepidosauria; Squamata; Sphaerodactylidae. The transcript is spliced from 7 exons. Bases 679 to 1179 code for a protein of 166 amino acids.
CGCCCCUUUUAGGCCCUUGGCGCAGCAACGACUCCCCCCCCCCCCCCCGCCAUUGUGUGUGGGGGAGAAGGAGACCAUCCCUUCGCGCGCAUGGGCCAAUCGCCGCUCUCCUUUCUCUCUUCCCCCCUUCGUAAUCGAAUGGAUUAUUCCACCCAGUCGUCCCUAACGGGGCGAAACCAUUGCUUUCACCGGCGGAGGGGGGAGGGAUAGUGUCGGCCGAAAGAAAGGACCCCCCCCCCCGCGUGAAAAUAAGAUUUUAAAAUGUGAGAUUAGAGAGGAGAAACAGACAAGGGCGAGAUUUCGCCUAAAGACCGACCGCCGCUUUCCUAUCUCUCUUCCCCCCUUUCUGAGAGAAUGGACUUUCCCGCACGGCCGUCUCUAAAUAGCAUUUUGGACAAUACCAUUCCUUUCCGGGGGGGAAGAGGAGAAAGGCAAUGAUAAUAUUUUUUUUUAAUUUAACAUUUUAAAUUUAUUUUCACUUAAUUCGGCUUUGAAUCGGGAGGGAGGGCUGAGCAGCUUGAUGGGGUGGGUGGGUUUGACCCCCUCGAAGGUGGGUCUUGGCGCCCCCUCUCCGCCCCGUGGUUUGAAUGAAAGCGCGCGAAAAGGGGCAGGGGAAGACAGGGACUCCCGCGCUUUGCUCUCCUCGGAGCUCACUUUUUGCUUCCUCUGCCCGCCGCCAUGCCCUGCAAUGAAGCCGCCCCCGCCUCGCCCCCCAGCAAGAAGCUCCGGAGCUCCGGCCCCGAGGAGCCUGCAUUGAGGCUCCGCUUCGCCAAGCUCUCCGAAAACGCCGUGGCGCCUUCCAGGGGCUCCUCCCGGGCUGCGGGCUACGAUUUGUACAGUGCCUACGACUGUGAGAUCCCUCCUUUGGGAAAGGCCGUAGUGAAAACAGAUAUUCAAAUCUCUGUUCCCUCUGGAUGUUACGGCAGAGUAGCUCCGCGUUCUGGCUUAGCUGCAAAUCACUUCAUAGAUGUUGGUGCUGGCGUUAUUGAUGAGGAUUACCGAGGAAACGUUGGUGUCGUGCUAUUUAACUUUGGGAAAGAAACUUUUAAAGUGAAACGAGGAGACAGGAUUGCCCAGCUGAUCUGCAGUCUAGACAGACAACCAGAAUUUGAGACUGUUCAAGUUUUGGACGACACAGAACGUGGCUCGAGAGGUUUUGGAUCCACUGGCAAGAACUGAGGAGAACUGUUACGUGUAGUUAAUGACUUACUGUAUUUUAUUUGUAAAGCAUUUUUUAUACAAAUAAACCUUUGUCUACA